Molecule: messenger RNA, 1512 nt
Organism: Spodoptera frugiperda (fall armyworm)
Lineage: Eukaryota; Metazoa; Arthropoda; Insecta; Lepidoptera; Noctuidae
Product: lipase member H-like
Exons: 5
Coding region: 244-1341 (365 amino acids)
Molecular function (GO): lipase activity
Source: RefSeq, a predicted model, not a curated record
UGUCCUUAAACUUGGUCUAGUCGAGCGCAUGCGUGUCGCGUAACACACGUCCGCACAUUGUUCUUAUUUCGAAACGCGAUCGAAAUUAAAAUCGAACGUUUUAUUUUUAAAUGUUUUAAAAUUUCGUAACGGAUUUUAAAAAAAGUUAAAAAUAUAAGUUCGUUAGUGUACUUUUUAUUAGAUUUUUGGUGUGAUUGCAGAAUAUGAUGUUUCUAGGAGUUUGAAUAACAAUAAAUAAGAACAAUGUCGCAGAUGUUCAGACUGGUGGUGGUGACCGCUUGCCUCCUCAUCGGUCAAGCACGAACUGCCACUUACGGACCGCGCGCCGACUAUGGAUAUCCAGCUGGUCUUAUUCCUGAUUGUCCCGGCACCCACAAGAACGCCAGCAUCAGUGCCCGCCACAUGAACAACCUCCAGAUUGCCAUCCACCGCGUGUCCAGCAGUGGGCAGGUCGUGAGGAGGGUCAUACCUCUGGAGACUGCGCCCAAAGUCAUUGUCAGGGAUAAACAUAUUGAUUUAAAGAACAAGAAGACGCUGGUGUACGCAGUGGGUUUCAUGGACAGUUCAGUGCUCCCGUUCUCCCAAGCGAUCGGCACCUCAUACUCCAAGCGAGGGUACAACGUGUUCAUUUCCGAAACACUGGCUUUCCUCACUUAUAUCUAUCCGAAAUCCGUCCGCCUAGUAAGAUUUAUCGGCAAGAAGAUGGGAGAAUUCCUUGUAAAACUAAACGAACUAGGCGUUGAACCAGCCAACCUAGAACUUGUAGGCACCAGCUUAGGAGCCCACGAACUUGGGUAUGCAGCGAAAUACUUCUUCAAAGCCACAGGGAAAAAAGUCUCAAGAUUAACAGGAUUAGACCCAGCAGGACCUUGUUUCAGAAGCUUGGGCCCAGAAGAUAAGCUAUGGAAAACUGACGCAGAAUUAGUCGAUGUUGUUCAUACAAAUAUAGACGGUUUUGGCAUAGCAGAAGCAUUAGGGCACAUUGAUAUUUAUGCGAAUGGAGGUGAAUUUCAACCUAGUGACAUCCCAUACAUACCCUGUCUAGUGAUUUGUAGUCAUGUUAGAUCUAUUAUCUACUGGUGGCAAGCUUUAGAACACCCUAAAAAGUUCAUAGCUGUCAAAUGCAAUACUGUUCAGGAAGCAAGGUUUGCUCAAUGUUUUAACAAUACCGAUACUAAUUACCUAGGUGUUGAGGCUCAAUUUGAUAAACCAGGUAUUUAUUAUUUGGCUACUAAUAAUGAGUUUCCUUAUUAUAGGGGUAAAGAAGGUUUGAAAGCAGAGAAUGAGAUUUAUACUUCUGUUGUUAGAAGAAUUAAUAGUGAUGAUGAGUUUGUUGUAUAGUUUGGGGGUUUUAAGGUUUAGAGUAAUGUGGACUGUGUGUGUUUAGUGAUAAAGUUUAUAAUUGAAGUGGUUUGGACGACUAAUGAACAUUGCACAGAAUAAUAAGCUUUGUUUAAAGUGUCGUAAAGUACAAAUAUGGAUGUAAAGGAGUGUUGUUAAUAAGUUUUUUAG